GUUCUGGUUUACGGCAACAAAAGGGGGAAACUGAGUUUAAAUCUGCACAGUUUGGGUCUAAACUUUCUCAUGAAUUAACACGGUAUGCUGGAGGCUUCAGCUAACAUUUACCGAUGGCCACCCCAAGCAAGACACCACCUGGUGCCGACCCGAAACAGCUGGAGAGAACCGGGACAGUUCGGGAGAUCGGCUCCCAGGCGGUGUGGUCCCUGUCCUCCUGUAAACCAGGUUUUGGAGUGGAUCAGCUGAGGGAUGACAAUCUGGAGACCUACUGGCAGUCUGAUGGAUCCCAGCCUCACCUGGUCAACAUUCAGUUCAGGAGGAGGACGACGGUGAAGAUGCUGUGUAUCUACGCUGAUUAUAAAUCGGACGAGAGCUACACCCCGAGUAAGAUCUCUGUCAGGGUGGGCAACAACUUCCACAACCUGCAGGAAGUCAGGCAGCUGGAGAUGGUGGAGCCCAGCGGCUGGAUCCACAUCUCGCUCCUCAAUCAGAGAACCAAUGACCCGAUCAGCACCUUCAUGAUCCAGAUCGCCGUUCUGGCCAACCACCAGAACGGCAGAGACACCCACAUGCGUCAGAUCAAAGUCUACACGCCCGUGGAGGAGAGCUCCAUCGGAAAGUUCCCACGAUGCACCACGGUCGACUUCAUGAUGUACCGCACCAUCAGGUGA
This is a messenger RNA of Nematolebias whitei (Rio pearlfish), 674 nucleotides long. RefSeq names its product anaphase promoting complex subunit 10 (gene anapc10). The coding region runs from base 114 to 674 and encodes 186 amino acids. The record is from RefSeq and is a predicted model, not a curated record. The transcript has 6 exons. Gene Ontology annotation, biological process: protein K11-linked ubiquitination; anaphase-promoting complex-dependent catabolic process. NCBI's taxonomy places the organism in Eukaryota, Metazoa, Chordata, Actinopteri, Cyprinodontiformes, Rivulidae. Gene Ontology annotation, cellular component: anaphase-promoting complex.